Messenger RNA from Arvicanthis niloticus (Nile rat), 8342 nucleotides. It is a transcript of the gene Mgat5, whose product is annotated as alpha-1,6-mannosylglycoprotein 6-beta-N-acetylglucosaminyltransferase. Gene Ontology annotation, molecular function: alpha-1,6-mannosylglycoprotein 6-beta-N-acetylglucosaminyltransferase activity. Lineage: Eukaryota; Metazoa; Chordata; Mammalia; Rodentia; Muridae. Gene Ontology annotation, biological process: protein N-linked glycosylation. The record is from RefSeq and is a predicted model, not a curated record. Gene Ontology annotation, cellular component: Golgi apparatus.
CUCCUAACCAUUCUGUCCUGAUCAUUUGGACCCGGGAGGAACGUCCCUGCUUGCGUCUAGGGGCGGAAGGUGGACGAGCUGCGCACGGCCCCGCCAGGGCUGGUAGUUUUCAGACCGUCCCUGCCGAGGCCCGCUCGCCCGGCAGCCCUGCGGCUCCCGCGGUGGCGGCGGCGGCCCCAGGCUCGAUCCAGCCCAGGUAGCCGCCUCUCAGUCUCUGGGGGCGCUGUGACCCUGCUCCUGGCUGUGUCUGGGACCCCCGUUCCCUGAAGCACGGCUGCUGGAGAGUGAUCCCCACUGCUACUGAUGGUGCUUCUUCUGCUCCCCUACUAGCAGGAGUGACUCCUACCCGGAAGUGGACUUUGGAGGAGGGUCUGUUAGACCAUAAUGGAAGCCAGACAAGGAGAUCAGCUGACUCAGGAGCCAGAGUGAGAGCCACGCACUCUCCGCCCCAGCCUGCACCAUGAACUUGCCUUCCCCUUCUGCUUGUUGAGAGCCAAGGGAUAUGGUACACUGCUAGAGAGAGAUGGCUUUCUUUUCUCCCUGGAAGUUGUCCUCUCAGAAGCUGGGCUUUUUCCUGGUGACUUUUGGCUUCAUAUGGGGGAUGAUGCUUCUGCACUUCACCAUUCAGCAGCGAACUCAGCCCGAGAGCAGCUCCAUGUUGCGGGAGCAGAUCCUUGACCUCAGCAAAAGGUACAUUAAGGCACUGGCAGAGGAGAACAGGAACGUGGUGGAUGGACCUUACGCUGGUGUCAUGACAGCCUAUGAUCUGAAGAAAACGCUCGCUGUGUUACUGGAUAACAUCUUGCAGCGCAUCGGCAAGCUGGAGUCAAAGGUGGACAAUCUCGUCAAUGGCACAGGAGCGAAUUCCACCAACUCCACUACGGCUGUCCCCAGCUUGGUAUCGCUUGAAAAAAUUAAUGUGGCUGAUAUCAUUAAUGGAGUUCAAGAGAAAUGUGUAUUGCCUCCUAUGGAUGGCUACCCCCACUGCGAGGGGAAAAUCAAGUGGAUGAAGGACAUGUGGCGCUCGGACCCCUGCUACGCAGACUACGGAGUGGACGGGACCUCCUGCUCCUUUUUUAUUUACCUCAGUGAGGUUGAAAAUUGGUGUCCUCGUUUACCUUGGAGAGCAAAAAAUCCCUAUGAAGAAGCUGACCAUAAUUCAUUGGCGGAAAUCCGCACAGAUUUUAACAUUCUCUACGGCAUGAUGAAGAAGCAUGAGGAGUUCCGGUGGAUGAGACUUCGGAUCCGGCGAAUGGCUGACGCGUGGAUCCAAGCAAUCAAGUCCCUGGCAGAGAAACAAAACCUCGAGAAGAGGAAACGGAAGAAAAUCCUUGUUCACCUGGGGCUCCUGACCAAGGAAUCGGGCUUCAAGAUUGCAGAGACAGCAUUCAGCGGUGGCCCUCUUGGUGAACUGGUUCAGUGGAGUGACUUAAUCACAUCUCUGUACCUGCUGGGCCAUGACAUCCGGAUCUCAGCCUCGCUGGCUGAGCUCAAGGAGAUUAUGAAGAAGGUUGUUGGAAACCGGUCUGGCUGUCCAACUGUAGGCGACAGAAUCGUUGAGCUUAUUUAUAUUGAUAUUGUGGGACUUGCUCAAUUUAAGAAAACACUAGGACCAUCCUGGGUUCAUUACCAGUGCAUGCUCCGGGUGCUAGACUCCUUUGGGACAGAACCUGAGUUCAAUCAUGCAAGUUAUGCCCAGUCGAAAGGCCACAAGACGCCCUGGGGAAAGUGGAAUCUGAACCCGCAGCAGUUUUACACCAUGUUCCCUCAUACCCCAGACAACAGCUUUCUGGGCUUCGUGGUCGAGCAGCACCUCAACUCCAGCGACAUCCACCACAUUAACGAGAUCAAAAGGCAGAACCAGUCCCUUGUGUAUGGCAAAGUGGAUAGUUUCUGGAAGAAUAAGAAACUCUACUUGGAUAUCAUUCACACGUACAUGGAAGUGCAUGCCACUGUUUAUGGCUCCAGUACCAAGAACAUUCCCAGUUACGUGAAAAACCAUGGUAUUCUCAGUGGGCGUGACCUGCAGUUUCUUCUCCGGGAAACCAAGCUGUUCGUUGGGCUUGGAUUUCCUUAUGAAGGUCCAGCUCCCCUGGAGGCCAUCGCGAAUGGAUGUGCUUUCCUAAACCCCAAGUUCAACCCUCCCAAAAGCAGCAAAAACACAGACUUCUUCAUUGGCAAGCCAACAUUGAGAGAGCUGACAUCCCAGCACCCUUACGCAGAAGUCUUCAUUGGCCGGCCACACGUCUGGACUGUGGAUCUUAAUAACCGAGAGGAAGUAGAAGAUGCAGUAAAAGCCAUCUUAAACCAGAAGAUUGAGCCGUAUAUGCCAUAUGAGUUCACGUGUGAAGGCAUGCUGCAGAGAAUCAAUGCUUUUAUUGAAAAACAGGACUUCUGCCAUGGCCAAGUGAUGUGGCCGCCCCUUAGCGCCCUGCAGGUGAAGCUGGCUGAGCCCGGGCAGUCCUGCAAACAGGUGUGCCAAGAGAGCCAGCUCAUCUGUGAGCCGUCCUUCUUCCAACACCUCAACAAGGAAAAGGACCUGAUGAAGUAUAAGGUGAACUGCCAAAGCUCAGAACUGUACAAGGACAUCCUGGUGCCCUCCUUCUACCCCAAGAGCAAGCACUGUGUGUUCCAAGGGGACCUCCUGCUCUUCAGUUGCGCCGGGGCUCACCCCACACACCAGCGGAUCUGCCCCUGCCGGGACUUCAUCAAAGGCCAGGUGGCCCUCUGCAAAGACUGCCUAUAGCAUAGCCGCCCUGAAUUCAUUCAGAUGGGAAAGAUGUGGCUCCACUGGGCAGGGCCAAGGAGUCCAAAGACAUUCAGGGACUCUGACCAGAGCCUGAGAUCUUUGGUCCAGGGCUUGGAUUUAGUACUGCUCCAGCCGUAGCCAGCACAUCCCAGUUUACACCAAAACCACAAGAGAACAGAGGUCAGAGCAGGGGCCUGAGUUCUCCCUGGUGUAAUGAAUGUCCUCUCUCUCUGGGAGAUGCAGGGAAAUGCAGCUGCUCCCGGAUUUUUUUUUUAAAAAAGAAGGGAUAAAAGUCUGGAGACUCUUCAACUGAAAACAAAACAGGAAGAGGGAUUGAGCCAACUAGGAAGGACUUUGGGGACAAUCCUAAACCAAUUAAUUUAUUUAUUUGGGAGGAUGGGGGCGGGCUUGGGAGGGAGGAAAGGGGUUGAACAGGUUUUUUUUUUUUGUUUGUUUCUCACUGUUAAUCACCCACCUUCAGGACCUUCUUGUUCUGCAGCAUCAAGCAGGAUGCAGAGGGGCUUGUGGCAUGCUUGAGGGCAGCUGUGGGAGCAUGACUCCUGGUGACAAGUGACAGCAGAGAAAAAAAGAUGGCUUUAAGUGGAGGGAUGUAGCUCAGUUUGUAAAAUGCUCGCGUAGCAUACGUGGGGUCCUGGGUUCCAUCCUCAGCACCACACAAAACCAGGUAAGAAGCAGAGGCGGGAGGACCAAACAUUCUCCUUGGCUACAUAACAAAGUCAAGGCCUUUGUCCCCAAGUCUAGGCUACAAGAGACCCAGUCUCAGAAAAUGGGGGGAAUGGCCUUGAAAACACAGCCAGCCACUGUCAAAGCAUUGUCAGAGCCAUUGGAUCCUAUGUGUACUUGGCAGGUGGCAGCUGAAAGGCAGGUGACCUUGGUGGGGACAUGCCUGUGGUGUCCUGAGGGCCCCACCGAGUUCCAAAGACGGGCUGGACGCAGAUGAGAGAGGCUGCUUUCCUGUGUGUCUCCUCCUCCUCCUCUUCUUCCUCCUGCUCCUGCUCCUUCUCCUUCCUCUCCUCCCCCUGCUCCCGCCCCCUGCCCCACCUACAUAGCUUGUUCCUAAUUUCUGGUUAGAAUUCAUCUUUGUUGAAGAAACACAGAAUUAUGUAAUUCUUGUUUCCUGCUGUGGUAAACUCAACCCUGCCCCCCACCCUCCCCAUCAAAGGCUCCAGGAGCUGCCCUUGAAUUUGGAGAGGGCAUCUCUAGCCUCCAAACAGCUAAGACUUGGAGAUGAAUGUCAGUUCUAGAGUUAGUAGCACAAGGGUUUGCGUCAUGCCCCUGUUGGUGUCUGAUAUUGCUGCAGUCCAAGGAAUUGACUCCACAAACCUGAUGGUUUCUGGGGAGGUAAGGACAGUUCAGGGUGGAUGCUAGAGAUUACCCUGGCCUAACCCCCAGUAGCUGUGGCUUACAAAGGGUUGGAGCCUGGGGCUGGCUUUUACUUGAAGCACUAUUGUUCUAUGGUAUUUGAUCCGCCCUGUGAGGGCCUGGCAGCAGUUGGCCUAGUCUAGAUGCUGCAAUCCCCACUUUUCAUACCCUGGGGCCCUUUUGUGAGUCCAUUCCUGCUGAAGUACUGCUUCUGUGAGUUUCUGGAGACACCUCCCACACUUCUCUCCAUGCUGGUGAAUGAACCAAUCCUCUUCUACCUCUAGCUGUUAGCAUUGUCCACCGGGCCCCAGCUGGUAGAGUAGACUUCCUGGUUGGCUGGUGCUGCCCAGCGCCCCCCUGUGGCCAGGUGGAGCCUCUGCCUAGCUGAACAGCAGAGCAAGGCCGUGACUAGAUGAGCCUCCAGAAGCAACAGAAAGGAUCUGCUUGUGGUGACCAAGGAGUGGGGAGAUGGCACAUGAAACUUUUAGGUCCGGGAAAUCACCUGCUCUCCUCUUGAUUUCUACCUGGGUGCAUACAUCACACCAAUCACACCUCUAGCGCCUCCCCGACCACGCCCCUUUUGGCCCUAAGUCAGACACCUCAAGGGCCUGAGAUUCUAGUCCUAGAGAAUGAAGUGGAGUCAAGAGGCAAUGACAGGGCAGGUACUGGCCCUAAACACUGACAGGGGUCCCUCAGGACUGGCUGGAAUCACCUCUGCCUAGCUUUAGCCUCCAAGCAGGCAGAACUUCAAAAGCCUACCUAUGAAGCAUCUUCAUUAGGCUUUUGCAAAGGUUUCCUGUGGCAGGACAGGAGAAAGCUGUACAGUUUCACGGGGAAGGACGCUUCCCGUAGAGUGGGCCUUUGGGCUGCACCCCAGGUUGUGGUAAUUUGCCUGAGUUUCCAGACCUGAAAAUCAGGCUCUUCUUCGGAGCACUUAAGGCAGUGGGUGACAGUGCUGACAUUCAACCAGCAGGGGGUGCCCAGCUGAAAAGAAUCCCCAUGCUGCUGAUAACCAUAGACAGGCAGGAAGGCAACUUUGUCUCCAUCUGCAGAAGCCUCCUGGCCAGGAGCUCAACUUCCCUUCACAUUCUUACUCCUCUUCUCCAGUCCAAGACCCCGAGUUACACAACCCAGAAGGGUUCUUUCUCCCAUGUCAUAAAUUCCUCUCCCUGUUUUAGGCAGAAAUAAGUAAGCUCACUUACUCUGGUGGGUUCCUGUUCUUGGGACUAACCAACCGUAGUCUAGUUUUUAAGAGAAUUAGCAAUAGGUGAGACGUUCCUGAAGGUACAGCAGCUCCCAGGCCUCCUCAGAGUUAGCAAGAUAUGGAUGGCCAAGUGGCCAUCAAGGGGAAACUGACCUACCCGGUGUAUGGGCAUUCUGACUGUCAGGUGUGGGACUGACUGGGUGCCCACAGAACUUACAAAGCAUUGGCGGUCUUGUGGGAGCUGAGCCUAUGUGUAACUGAACCUUCCACCAGGAGAGGAAUCUGAAAUCAGGACUUGUGUGUUCUGCACAAAAAUCACAGAUCACCUGAACUUUAGAGUUAUUUUCCCCUUUGUGAUGUUAGGCUCUUAAAAUAGGGGGAAAGCUUUAUCUAAUUUAUUGAGAGAAAGAAUACACUGCUUCAGAAGGUGGAAGCUUCUUUAGAGCAAGAACUCCUUAGAAGGGCCAUGUCUGGUUGGAUCCCAGCCCACGCCCGCCUCGUGCAUUUCUGUGUGUGUUCUUGUACAAAUGGAAGCACUGUAUAGAGGUUGAUUUCAUCUCUGAGAUGAAUCGUUUGUUUUAAGUGCGUGUUUGGGAAUACCCGUCUGUCCUUUUGCUGGUACGUGUCUUUUCAUUUCUCUUUGAGGUUGGAUUUUGAAGGCUGGGUGCUACGAAAGGCUGAUAGCUGAUUGUUCCAGCCUGGAAUAACGACAUUUGUCCACAGUGUGUGCACACACACAUGGCUACUUGUGUCCCCAGUGUAUGCGAGCGCACAAGACUGUAUAUAUAGUGUGUAUCCGUGUAUACAUGUGUGUUUGUGUAUGUUCCCAGUGUGUUCCCUAGAACAGGGCAGAGGGUGCCAAGAAUCCUCUAGCACCCCAGGAUCAAACCCCAUCUCUGAGUCUGAUGAUGACCAAGGCAGUGAAGAGUCUCAUGUCCCCAUGACCCUGGCCCUAGCUGACAUGUUGCUGAGGCAGAAAACCAGCCCUCAAGCCAUCUCUGUAGAAGAAGGAGCCCCCAAAUACUUCAGCUAGUUAGCAUGGUGGAGGCGAGAUGUCUACUUGCCUUUUCUUGUCCCUAGCAAAUGAAUGCAGAUGUGAAGGUGCGGUCCUAUUAGUGAGGUGGGUUGUACUGAAACUAUGUGUUGUUCAUGGGUGAGUGUGUGUUCUUUAGAUCAGACCAGGGUGGUUUACCUAGAUUGUAUGUAAUUAGGCACCGCCACCCUCUCCCAAAAUCUUGACUGAAAAGGAAAGACCAAGUAUUUUGUUAACGACAGGCUAUGCUGUAUGUGUCAUGAUUCCAAGCCUGGACUGUUUUAUUUAUUUUAAACUAUUUUAAUUUCUCUUUAUUUCCCCCCCCCCGUCUGUGUGGCUGCAGAGUGUGUCUUUGUUAGAGUAGAUGGAUGUCAGGAAUAGGUUUAUAGCCUUCAGGAAGCUAGCAGCCUGGAGCUGGGGAUGGGUUCCUCCCAUCUGUAUUGCCUUCAACAGAAAGUGAAAAGUUUUUCAGUUUGGGUUUUUGUUUUUUUACAUAUAGCAAAAGACCAAAUUAGCUGUAUAGUCUUGGAUACAGAAAAUAAGAAUCACUCUAGCUGUCCUAGCACUUAGGGCCCUGUGGGGAUUCCAUGUUUAGCACAGUGCCUGGCUCAUAGUAAGCCUGGUGAAUGUUCAGUAUUGAUAUUAGUAGUAUAUCAUAAAACCUGAGAAAUAAAGAGCUGUGCUCACCCCCUAUCUGUUGAUUCAGACAUGAUGGUUACAUAAAAAUCUUGUUGUGUCGAUCAGAUGCUGUAGGAAUUAACUGUUGCAAAUGUUUAAGCUCUGUGCCUACCUACCCUGCUCGCUGGAAUUCUAGUGUUUUCUCGAAUGCACUGAGUGAUUGGAAACUUUGUCAGUCUUCAGCACUCCAUGAAACAAGGCUGAAUUUAUUACUGAAAGUCGAACCACCACUAUGUUCUGGUACAUUCCAGGGGUUUCUUUGAGGAACUUUUUGAGCUCAAAAUUAAAAGUUCUCUCACAAGUUGCACUCCUUGAAUUAGAGUUUAAUUUAUAUUCCGCUAUAAUGCAAUAAUAGAAGCUUCAAUUUGUUUAAGGGAAAGAGGGAACGGCUAAAUGUACAGUCCCCAGGAAAUCCCUUUGCUGCCCCCUGCUGGACAGGGUGACUCCCAGCAGGCUGGUUACCUCUGCCACAUUCCCAUCUUAUCUAAGAUUAAUCCCGUGACUGGUCCCUUAAAAAAAAAAAUCUACCACCACCACCCCAAAGGAGCCAUAUGAGACCCUACGACAGGGAUUUUGACUUCUUUCUACCCUGUAGAACAACUGUGAGCGAGUUGCCCAUGUGCAACAGAGAGGCGAAUGUUCUGGAGUCCAGUUUGCUUUUUCAGUUCCUCUCGCUUCUCGGCUGAUCAGUGACUUUAUUGUUCAAGGGAUGAAAGUUUUGAAUUUACCUUCCUCAGAGCGUCAUUCUUCCCCAGAUUUUGUGGCACUUAAGGCUGUCCUAAUCCCACCCUGGCUGCCCCCCCCCCAGUCUCCACCCACCACAGCUGGAACACAUGCUGGGGGGAGGGGGGUAGUUGCCUGUGGAAGCCAGCAUGGGUAGGAGGUACACAGUAAGCAUUGCGUGAUAGCCGGCCAGGACUGUGAACACAGUCGGCAGCUCCCAUGGAAGCAGGAACGCAGCAGAUACCGGAAUCAGGUUUUUUGUUUUGAGCUCAGCCCAUGUAUUAAAGAGAAUAGUGUAACCACGAUGCCAAAGGACAUGGUGACGUCCCUUCCACUGUAGUUCUGUCACAACCUUGGUGUUAAGCUCAUGGCCGUUCGUGUCUGUGUCUUCAAAUGGAUCCUGGUUCACUUGUUUUCUACUGUCACUUCUAGGGUUAAGUCACAGGAUCCUGCAAAUGAGGUGUCGCUGUCCCCGCAUUUACUGUACAAGGCAAAAACGACACUACUUUGUUUUCCUGUGCUGUAGAGAAACUAGGGAGAACUUUAUUUUUCAAUAAACUUUUCUUGUGUGA